This is a messenger RNA of Saccharomycodes ludwigii, 5316 nucleotides long. RefSeq names its product Snt1p (gene SNT1). The transcript has a single exon. Bases 1 to 5316 code for a protein of 1771 amino acids. Gene Ontology annotation, cellular component: Set3 complex. The record is from RefSeq and is a predicted model, not a curated record. Gene Ontology annotation, biological process: regulation of transcription by RNA polymerase II. NCBI's taxonomy places the organism in Eukaryota, Fungi, Ascomycota, Saccharomycetes, Saccharomycodales, Saccharomycodaceae.
AUGAGACAAAGAAAAUAUUUUUAUACUAUAAACAAUACAUCAAAAUCACCAAGGCCAAGCAGCUCUUCUAUUUCAAAUCAAACUCCUUACAUGAGAGGAAGCUCUAACGCUACAACCAAUACUACCAUGCCUCCAGCUUCUCCACUGCCAUCUGACAACAUAGUGCCGAAUAGCAAUCUUAUUGCAAGUAACAACAAAGUCUCCACCCCAAGUACCCCUUCUCGUUUAUCUAGAUACAAUCCUGGUUUACCAAGAAGUAGGUAUAAUGGUAGCUCAGGGUCAACAAGGCCUUUUACUACAGCAGUGAGUGAUUUUGCUCCCAAUAAUGCCCCUAUCACUAAUACAACUAAUGGUUCAACUAAUAAAAAACAUGACAUUCUACCUGAAAAAAAAGGUAGUCUGGAUACCUAUGAAACUAAUGAUGAUAAAAAAAGUAACAGUAGUGGUGCUAGUAGUAGUGCAUCCAGAUGGUCUGGUUCUAAACAUCCGCUUGAAGGAACCAGUUUGACUCAACAAUCUCCUGUAGCGUCAACAUCUCAUUUAACUACCAAUGGUAAUGCAAAUUUUAUAACCAGUAAUAUAGAAAGUUCAAAUUCAACUAUUAUUGGUCCUUCAAGAGCUCCAAGUAGUAGCAAUAACAACGAAACUAGACCUUCUAGCAGAUAUAAUAAAAAGCAAGGACUGGUUUCUUACGGCCCUAAAGCAACUGCGGAUGGCCUGCAAAGUAUAGUUUCUUCAAAGUUAAAAAAAAAUGCAACAUUAGUCACUUCCGCCACGUCAUCACCAAAGGUUGUAUCCUCUCCAGUAACACCCGUAAAUAAUGAAAAGGUGAGUAAUUCUGAAUCGUAUAGAGGUUUAUCUAUUACUGGGGGCGAUACAUACAUUCCAGAAAAUAGUACUAUUAGUAGCAACGUUUUUUCCUCAAAGAGCACUGCCAAAAUAGCCCAUAAUAUUAAUCAUCCUCACCACCGUGUUCAUAUGUCAAACUUAAUUUCUUCUAGACCACCAUAUAGAGGACGUGGCGCAAGAUAUUUUUCAUCAUUAAACUCAUACUAUAAAGAUACUCCAUAUUACCUAAAUGAGGGAAGAAAAAAACCUAAACCGAGUUUACUUUCCAGUAAACCACCGUAUAAAGAUAGUUAUGUGUCGUCACCAUAUUCUUCCAACUCCUCUUCUUCAUCCUUGCCGAUAAAUGAUGGUUUGACAUCGAAAAGAGAGUCUGCAAAGUUAUCAAACAUCGAUAACAGUAAUGCCAAAGAUAACAGCAAUGAGGAUAAAAAAAUUAACAAAGAGAUGGAAAAUUCUGUUAAUAUCGAUGAUGUUUCCAAAAAUUACAACAGAGCCGAUACAGAUAUGCUAAAAGCACCCAAAAAACCAGAAAUAAUUAAGGGAAAAAGUGAUGAGUACAGUGAUGAUGACUCUGACGAGAAUUCAUAUGAUGGAGGUGUUGAGGAAUCCAAAAACAAUGAAACAGAUAAAAAGCGUUAUCAUCUAGAAAGGGGAACUGAAAUACCAGAAGGGGGAAAUAAAAAUGAAUAUAAACAUAAAGUGGAAGAAACCUCUUCUUUGAAAAACACUGUUUCGCAAAUAGGUGAAGAUGGUGGAAAAAUGUUUUUUUACGAAGACCCACUAAAAACGCAAGUACAUAUACCACAAUUGUCAAAAGAAGAAACUGGGUAUCCCGAACCUUUAACUCCAGUGGAAGGCUGUAUUUUUCCUAUGCGUGAACCAGAAAUGAAAUUAUGGCUGUUGAAAAAUAAUAAGAGGCAAUUUAUUAUUGCUAAGCAGGAGUAUCUUUUGAAAAAUCCAAUAAAACAUCUAUCCGAGUAUCCAUUUUUUGAAAAGUUACUUGUAAUUAACAGACAAGCCGUUCAACCUGUAUUGCUUAAGAAUAUUUCCAAAUUAAAGGAAUAUGAAUAUUUUAAAACACUAAAAUUGAGGCAAAAAUACGUUGCUUUUGAUAAGGAAUGGAGAGGGAUUUGUUCCGAAUUGGAUGAAAUUAGUGAAAAUAUGAAGAAUGACGAGGAACAUGCUAAAGCAAGUAAAUCAGAAGAUGCGGAUAUCAAUGGUGAGAAGGAGGAGGAGGAGGAGGAGGAGGGAAAGGAGGAGGAGGAAAAAGAGGGGGAAAAAGAAAAGGAGAAGGAGAAAGAGAAGGAGGAUGAGGGGGAGGGAGAGCUAAAAAGCACUCGGAAUGAAAGCAAUUUUGAUGGCGCAAAUAAUUCUCGCAGGAAAAAUGGUUUUGGUUUUAACAACAAAAGUAGUAUUACAAAUCAUUCAAAUGACCAUAAAACAGAUGUAAAAAAUGAUACAAAUGAUAAUUAUAGAAGUAGAAGAUGGAGAAAUAGAGCGGAUUUUGUGGAUGACACCGAUAUUGAUAAAGUAUUAAGUGAAUUAGAUCCCGUAUAUAGGCAUCAUCAAUUGGCUGCUGUUAUUCCACCAAUGUUUCUAAAUCCUGUGGAAAAAUAUUCAGUUAAAUUUUUAGAUGUUAAUAAUUUAGUGACUAAUAAAGAUGAGUGGAGCAGAAGAAUGAUUACUGAUGGUAUUGAUACUUUUACUGAAAAGGAACACGAAAUGUUUGUUGAAGGGUUCUUAAGCUAUCCUAAAAGAUUUGGUAAAAUAUCGCAUUAUAUGUAUGGUAUUAGAACACCAGAGGAAUGUGUUUUACAUUAUUAUUUAACCAAAAAGAAAAUAGAUUAUAAGGCAUUAAUUGCUGAAAAGAAUAAAAGGCGGAAGAUACAUCAUAAUGUCAACUCUAGUUCUGGGAAAUCUCGCCGUAAUGUAGGUGGGGCUAAUAAUAAGAAGGCAAAACAUGAAGUGAGGGAAGAAAUGAAAUAUAGUUUGUCCAAUGAGAAAUUUGAGAAAGAGAAAGAAAAUGGAAAGGAACGGGAGGGUGAGAAGGAAGAGGAGAAAGAAAAAGAAAAAGAAAAAGAAAAAGAAAAAGAAAAAGAAAAAGAAAAACAGAAUGUUGAAGAUUCAUCCAAAGAUGCCGAUAAAUGCUUGGUGAAGGUUCCAUUUAAGUUACCACAAGAUGCUACAGGUGAGGAAUCCGCUUUGAAUCCCAUUGAAAAACAAUUAUCGGAGAAUAAUCUUGAGGAAGCAAAAAAAUUACUUGUGAUGAGAAAGGGGGAGGGUAGCAUUGAAAAUAUGGACGGUAAUGCUGAUCAACUUAAGGAACAAGUUUUUAACGAGGCGACAAUUAAAACAAUGAAAAAGACAAAGAAGGAGCUAGUUGAGGAAACAAAGGAAACGUACGAGGAAGAACAAGUGAUAAUGGGGAAUCCAAAGGAAAUAUCUGAAAAAGUACACACAGAAAUAAAUGGGAAAGCACAGGAGGAAAUACAGGAGGAAAUACAGGAGAAAGUAUACAAUAAGGCACAGAAUGAAAUGGACGGAGAUAUACAACUUAGAGCAAGGGAAAAGAUACCGGAGAAAGAGCAAAGGGAAACCAACAAUAAAUUAAGCGAUGAAUCACCAUCUUUUCAUAUACAAUAUGAGGAGAAGGAAAUUAACAAAGCUAUAAAGGAGCCACAAACUUUAAUCACUGAUAAUUCCACUACUCAGAAAUCUUCCGUAGCAGUAAAUAGCAGUCUUACAGAAAUUGAGGAAUCAGCAGAAAAAGAAAUCCAAAAAGAGACAAAGAACACUGAUGUAGAUACAGCAAACUUAACUAGAGUGUCAGAUAAGGAGAAUACAUCCUUAGAAAAAACUUUACCAAGUGUUAAUACCGUUAUUAACUUUGAAAAUUAUCCAACUACAAAUGUGGAGGAAGGAAAUAUCAAUUCCAUGAAGCGGAAAUUGAAGGAAACACUGGAGGAAGACACGCAGGAUGAACAACACGAGUCCGAACAAGAAUUCACAGCAACUCGUUCUAAAUCACGCGAAAGAAGUGCAUCCCCUUCCGUAGACGUGUCGGGAAUAACGGCGGUCAAACAUAAGAAACAGCAUCUUGCUGGCAGAUCUAGUUACUGGAGUGUUUAUGAGGCCAAUUUAUUUCCCAGCUUAUUGCUAAAACAUGGUACCAAUUGGGCUGCCAUUGCUGAAGAAAUCGGUACUAAAUCUGUGACUAUGGUCAAAAAUUUUUUCCACAAAAGAGCUAACGAUGAUAAUGGAUGGAGAGCACUUGCAGAAAAAGCUAAUGCAACUAAGAACAUUCCACUUCAACAAGAAACAGAUCAAAAUGGCAUCCAAUUCACUACAUCAGUUCCCACCACUACUAGUGCCAAUUCUGUCCCACUGCCUAUUUUUGCCGCUGAUGGUAUUGCAUCCAGUAGAAUUGCCAAUACGCCUACACCACCACCACCAGCACCACCAUCACCAUCAUCAUUAAAACCCAAGACGAUGAGUAAAUCAUUUAAUUUUGUGGAAACCGUCAAUAUCAACACGAGCAAGUUCGUACAACGCCCUGCACCAGCAAAUGGGUUACCGCCUCCGCGUUUACCUUGUAUACAAUUGCCGCCAUUGAAUAAUAACACCGUUACAGCAACUGAUACAGCCUCCAUCAGGAUAGCAAAUGUUAGUACCAGUAAUAUGGAGAGGCCUGGUGUGAUUUUACCAUCGAUCCAACCACAACCAUCCACUUCUUCGAAAAGACAAACCUUAUUUUUAGGCAACCUAUUGAACAAUGAUUAUAGUGCACACACAACAAAGUCCCUUACUCCACAACAAACAUGGUCAUCAGCUGCACCAAGUAUAUCCCUGUUGAGUAAUGUGGCGGUUGCUUCUUCCGUUAACACUCCUAAUGGAACCCCUGCUUCUGUCAAUAUUCCGGCACGAACAUUUUCCGGACAACCACCAAGACUAAGUUUUUUAAGCAAUUUAUUGAAUCCCGUGAAUGAUACUUCUGUCACUACAACUUCUCCUUUAUCAGCAAAUAAUGCUAAUGUGGUUGCAAUUAACCAUAAUAUCCAAAAUAAUAUUGUAAGUGACAAUAACGAUGCCAAUAGCGACGCUAAUAAUGUUUCACAGGAAAAUAAAAUUGUUAACCAAAAUUCAAGCUUACAAAGACCUAAUUUGCUAAUGAAACCACAUCAUUCUUUUUCAUCUUCUCUUGAUGAAAAUGUAUGUACAUCAUCAGUCGUGGAAAUUAACGCUGCAAGACAACACCAUAAUAUAUCACCGCCAACCGGUUCCAAAAAAGAUGAGGUAGCAGCAUUAAAUUCAGAUUUUAUAAGUUUUGAAAAAAAUCCUUUGGCUGCUUUGGCAGCAAUUGCAUCAGCACCAGAGACAAUGAGCUCCUUAUUACCGGAGAAUAAGGCCAAUGAGAAGGCUUCUCAUGGUAAUGAUAACGCUAUCAUUAAAGGGGAGCCAAAACAAUGA